This is a messenger RNA of Trachymyrmex septentrionalis, 2404 nucleotides long. RefSeq names its product dopamine receptor 1-like (gene Dop1). Gene Ontology annotation, cellular component: membrane. Lineage: Eukaryota; Metazoa; Arthropoda; Insecta; Hymenoptera; Formicidae. The record is from RefSeq and is a predicted model, not a curated record. Gene Ontology annotation, molecular function: G protein-coupled receptor activity. The coding region runs from base 45 to 1295 and encodes 416 amino acids. Gene Ontology annotation, biological process: adenylate cyclase-activating adrenergic receptor signaling pathway. The transcript is spliced from 7 exons.
GCGCCAGCUGCCGCACGUCAUGAUUCUACCCCAGGUGAGCGACGAUGUACCCAGACACUACCACUAUCAUCCCGUCGUUAACAGGACGACCGCCGAGAAUCAGUAACCUGACAGACGGGGAAGAAGAUCUGCCUGAAGACGCUUUCUCGCUGCUGUCGGUGCUCGUAGUUGGAUUCCUCCUCGUGAUCCUGAUAUUCUUCUCCGUCGCCGGCAACGUCUUGGUCUGCGUGGCGAUCUACACCGACCGCGGGCUACGGAGGAUCGGCAACCUCUUCCUGGCCUCCCUGGCCGUCGCCGACCUCUUCGUCGGUGGGCUGGUGAUGACCUUUGCCGGGGUCAACGAUCUCCUCGGCUACUGGAUCUUCGGAAUAUGGUUCUGCGACAUCUGGAUCGCCUUCGAUGUUAUGUGCAGCACUGCCUCUAUUCUGAAUCUAUGCGCCAUAUCACUCGAUCGUUACAUACACAUCAAGGAUCCUCUCAGGUACGGUCGUUGGGUGACCAGAAGAGUUGCCAUUGGUGGCAUCAUCGUUGUAUGGCUUCUAGCAGGACUCAUAUCCUUCGUACCGAUCAGUCUAGAUCUUCAUAAGAAUGAUGAUCAACCCAUGUAUGAAGAUAUAGUGGAGGAGCACCCUACGUGUGCCCUAGACAUUACACCUACCUAUGCGGUGGUGUCCUCUUGCAUAUCUUUCUACGUGCCCUGCAUUGUAAUGCUGGGUAUUUAUUGCAGGCUCUAUUGCUACGCGCAGAAACACGUGAAAAGUAUCCGAGCAGUGACGAAGCUGCCGGACACCUCCAUGGCCAAGAGUUUUCGCUCGAAGAGCAGUCGUUGCAAGCCACCGAAGCCGCAGACGAAGACGAAGCCAACCAGCCCUUAUCAUGUGUCCGACCACAAGGCCGCGAUCACCGUUGGUGUAAUCAUGGGCGUAUUCCUGGUAUGCUGGGUGCCCUUCUUCUGCGUCAACAUUGUCGCAGCCUACUGCAAGACCUGCAUAUCUCACCGAGCGUUCCAGGUUCUCACGUGGCUCGGUUACAGUAACUCGGCCUUCAACCCGAUAAUCUACAGCAUUUUCAACACUGAAUUCCGGGAGGCGUUCAAAAGGAUCCUCACGAAGGGGGCACGCGCGCGAGGCAAUCAGCCAUCGAUCAGCGAGUGCGGCGAAUUCCGUUCAGUGGUGGUGCAGAAGCGGAACGGUUCCAUGGUCGAGUGUAACAUCAGUCCGAGAUCGAGCGCAGACAGCUGCCAGGUCGGCGUCAUGGCUCAACGACAUCGCGACACCAUCGUCAGUGCCAUAUAAAGCGAGCUUGUCUUUCGACUUUCUCGGUCACUUUAAACAAUUUCUUUCCUGGAUCUCGCUCUCGCUGCUCGCCUUUGAAGUCGUCGCGAUCGUGCUUCAUUACUCGUCGAUCUCGUUGAAAAAUUUGCGAAUCUGGAGACACCGACAUCAUCCCGACAGAGAAUAACGACAUUAACGCGCGAAUUAAAAUACGCUUCGUGCAAGAGGAAUUCGUUCUUCAUAGUGGCAUAUUAAACUUCCGCGAUCUUCCGCGAACAUACGAAAUAAUUUUAUUUUAGCAUUUAGAUUUACAUUCUUUGUUUGCUGUUUUAAAAUUGGUUUCGAAUUCGCAGUGAAAACCGUCGUGAAAACACAUCGAUGGCAGAUUGCACGAUUUCUAAUAGAACGAUAUCGCUUAUUGUUAUUGUUUCGUACGAACUUGCAAUGUAUGUACAUACAAUCAGCAUCGCCUGUACCAACAAGCACAGUUUACUCUCGCGUACUAAAGUUUAGUAUUUGCAUCCGCAAAGGAAUGAACGCCAAACCGCCUGCCUGCUCAAAGGAAAACUGCAGCUGCAGUUGCAACGAUGUCGUGCUCUGGCUAUAUACAAUCGCGUAAAAUAAGCAUAACUGAGGAUGUGGAUAAUACUCUCUGCUAUAUUGAAUUUCUCCUCACGUAAUAUCAAUCAAUGUUCUAGUUAGUCGUUAAUUUAACCCGAGAAUUCUCUUGGACCAAUAGAAUACGCGUUGCUCGUAUUUCUUCGACAUCAGAUUUUACAAAAGCAAUAUUAGUAAAUGCAGGAACAGGAUGUAAAUCGAGACGUUUGCCAAAUAUUAAACAGAGUGUUUGCUAAAAUCUUGUAAAAAAAUGUUUCCUGAGAAUUCCUGGAUAUUUUCUAGAUAUUUUUAUUCAUAAUUUCUGAUAAAAAAUUAGAGAGUUUAAUACAAUUUUGAAAUAAAUUGUUGUGCAAAGAAACAAACUAUAUUUUGAAAAUUAGUAGAAGUCAGGGAUUCUAUGAGACUAUAUCUUUCGUUGUCUACAAUUAGAGCCGCAGAAAAGAGUAAGUUACUCUUCUCUACCGAAUAUUGUUUUCUACUUUGAUUUUUUUUUAAUUUUAUAUAAAUUUGCA